Messenger RNA from Paracoccidioides brasiliensis Pb18, 2061 nucleotides. RefSeq lists its product as uncharacterized. The transcript has a single exon. The coding region runs from base 1 to 2061 and encodes 686 amino acids. The record is from RefSeq and is a predicted model, not a curated record.
AUGGCAUUUCUCCUACCUACACAUCCUCCACAAAGACAGCAGCCAUAUACCAGUGCUUCCCAGCGGUCCCUACUCCAGAUCCCAUCCACGACUGCACUCCACUAUCAAGCCCAACAACAACUAGACGAAGAGUCGAUAGAAUGGGUCCUCUUCUCUCCAUCUCAAGCUGGCUCCACCACGGCUCGCAGCCAUACUACCUUUACAGAGCGAACCCGGCGCACCGCUGGCCUGUCACGGGUCAGUGAUUUCGGGUCAUUAGACACCACAGCCCAAUCCGAAGAUGAUGAGUUUGAUGGAGGAGAGUUUGAAGAUGAUACCACAGAGCUUGACAGUCUGGAUGAUGGACUGCGUGCCUUCCGUGAGCCUGCUAUUUACAGGGCAACAUCCGUGCACACUGCGAACGCUCCCCAGGCUGUCCACGAUGAUUCUGCCAUUCUCCCUGCUCAUGAUGGUCUGGGUUUAUUCCCAGCCUGUAGCCAGGAUGUCCAAAACCAACUCUGGCAGCAUGAACAAUACAAUCUGCGGCGAAGAGGGGAAUGGAGGCAUCGAAGGCGGUCUAGUGUCCAGAGACAUUUGGAUACUUUUGAAGAAAUACAGGCUCGCGAAAUAGAGUAUGAUAGAUGGCAGCGCAUUGAACAAUGGAGAAUGGAACAAAGUAGAGCCUUGUUGCAGGAGAUCGAGAAAGAGACGAGACGGAGAAGGAAUGGUCGUGCAAGCUAUACUAGUGAAAGAUUCUUGGCCCGACAAAUCUCCAGAAGCGAUUUCGGUGAUGCCAUUUUGGAAUCUUGUUUUCAUCAGACUGAUCCCCUCACGACUGGUGAUAGCGGGGUAGUGGAAACGCGGGAUGAUGCCGAAGCUGACGAGUCGUUCUGGAGGAGAGUAACGCGUAAUGUUAUUCGAGGUUUGAUUGGUAUCGAUGAUUCACUUCUUUCGGUCAUUUUGGGAGAGACAUUGGUCACGAUGGAUAAAGACAUGCAAGAUCAAACAUCAAGAACCUGCGAUCAUACAGAUUCUACAGUGGAAAGCUUAAGUGGCUCGUUGGACAUGGACCAGGCAAUGAGAAAUGUGGAUGAUGCGCUGCAAACCGACGAUACCUGGCAUGAGAGACUCCUGGAGCGCAUUGCUCGUGAGCUGGGCAUUCUUGUCCAUCAAUUGUGUGAACACCCAGGUACGUUCAGCACCUAUGUUCGCACUUCUUCGUCUAUCACAAACCAGUAUGCCGGCAUGCCUAUUUCUCUUUCUCCCUCCAAUUCCACGUCAUUUGUCACGCAGCCACCUCUCUCGCGCAACAUGUCCAACAAUACAGUAUCAAAUGUUCCUUCAGCAUACCCCCCCCAAUAUGAAUUCAAGCCGACCCUUCAAGAUGCGGUUACCACUCAUCACACCGCUCUCUUCGGAAUUGAGGAGCAAUUGCCUCUCUACCAUCUCAACCCAAACAUGCAGACAACAUCAAUAAUUCCCACAAACGCACAAUCCAGAUCAGGCGACACCCCAUCCGACGCCGCCCUCCUCGAGCGCGAGCGUGAGUACUGGGAACGCGAACUGGAUAUCAAAAUGGUCUUUCACUUCCUCCGCAACCGCUUUAGGAAAAACAUCCCCUUCACAAAUAAAAACAGUUACAGCAGUGCCUCACCAUGGCAUCGCAGCUCCACAUCCACUGCUCCCGCAGACAUGACCCACUACACUUGUUCAACAAAUCAACAAGACCCAUCCCUCCGCGCUGCCAUAAUCCGCCAACACCACCCACUCGUUGCGCGUGCCCAUGCCCGUUCACAAUCCCAAAUGCAACGGCCCAUGACGAGACAAGCACGACAGCCUCCAGCGUCUGUCUCUAGCUCUGCUGCAGCGGCAGGGGGCAGUCCGAUCCUGCGCCAUCAUAUCCGCUACACCAGCUCUAGUUGUGCAAGCCAGAGUUCGAAGAUGUCCGUUGUCUCUGCUAAGCGGACGAUGACGGUUGGCAGUGGGUCGAGUCGACAUUACUGGGAUAUUGGGGGGAGUUUAGGGAGCGGAAGCGUUGUUGUUUCGGCUGUUGGAGGGAUGGGGAGUUGGGGAGAUGUCUGA